Messenger RNA from Chelonoidis abingdonii (Abingdon island giant tortoise), 3170 nucleotides. RefSeq names its product armadillo repeat containing 6 (gene ARMC6). Gene Ontology annotation, molecular function: protein binding. The record is from RefSeq and is a predicted model, not a curated record. Lineage: Eukaryota; Metazoa; Chordata; Testudines; Testudinidae. Gene Ontology annotation, biological process: hematopoietic progenitor cell differentiation.
CUCACCCCCUCACAAGCCCGAGCCCAGCUCCCUUUGCGUUGUACCUUAGCAAUACCCCGCUUGCUUUGCACACAGCCCUGGCCAGCCCCUCCCCGUGCUCCUCUAGGCUGGCACCCAUUCUUUCUAAUCUCUCCUUCCCGGGGCCAUACGUGCCUGGCUCCUCUCCUCUUGCUUUUCCAGCUUCCAUGCAGGGUGCCCCCGCCUCCCCCCUGGGGCAUCCUGUGCUCUGCAAGACUUGAGCUGCUUUUCAUUACCGACCAGGUCAAGAAGCCAUUCAGAUCCUGUUUAAUAACCAAAUAAAAUGGCAUCCAGACAGAUCACACAGGAAACAUUUGAUGAUGUGGUGCAAGAAAACAUCAUGGAAUUUGAAAUGGAUCCAGAUGAGGCUGUGAAAGAAGCUGUCCAGCAAUUUGAAUCUCAGGGUGUUGAUCUGAGUACUAUUGUGAAAGCUGCACGGAAACCCACCUCUGAAAAUGGCCAAGAGGAAAAACACGACAUUUUGCUGACAUUAGACUCGCUCAGGAAGUCCAUCGCUGACUCUGCACUCAGUGAGGUCGGUGAGCAGGUAGUGCGCUUCAGUGAGCAAUGCAGAGAACAGCUGGCUGUCCGCUACUUGGCUGGGCAGAAAGGUGCCUGUCCUGUGGUGCUGUCUGCCUGCAAGCUGGCCUCAGGAGACAGAAGUGCCAUGCUCAAGGCCCUGCAUGCUUUGUCUGCCCUCAUGGAUGGGCAGCCAGACCUGCUCGACUCUGCAGGCCAAGAGCUGUUGCUGCAAACACUGAAGGAAAAUGCAGAUGACGCUGAAAUAACUCUAGCUGGGAUCCGGUGCAUCCGACAUGCCUGUCUGAAACAUGAGCAGAACCGCCAGGAACUGGUGAAAGGUGGCAUCCUGCCAUUGCUGACGGGUGCCAUUGUCCGGCAUGGCAGCUGUGCUGGGGUGGUCCGGGAGGCCUCCUCAGCGCUCAGGGUCAUGACAUUUGAUGAUGACAUCCGAGUGCCUUUCGGCCAUGCCCAUAAUCAUGCCAAGAUGAUUGUAUCAGAAAACAACGGUUUAAAGAUCCUCAUGGAGGCUGCCAAAGCGUUCACAGACGACUCCAGCGUUCUCCGUGAGCUUUGUGCCACCUUGGCUCGCCUGUCCAUCCGGAAUGAGUUCUGUCAAGAGAUUGUGGACCUUGGAGGCUUGAAUUUCAUGGUGGCCCUUCUGGCUGACUGCAUUGACCACCAGGAGCUGGUGAAGCAGGUGCUGAGUGCCAUGUGGGCCAUCUCAGGGAACGAUGACGUGAAAGACGCCAUAGUCAACACUGGAGGAACAGACCUCAUUGUGCUGGCUAUGAGCCAUCACCUUGCCAGCCCUCAGUUGUUUCAGCCAAUGAUUCCUCUCUUCCUCUUGGUCCUGCAGAUCUGUGAGCAGGGCUGUGCAGCUUUGUGCAUGCUGGCCUUGCGCAAGCCAGAGAACUGUAAAGUCAUCAUGGAAGGCGGAGGGGCCUUGGUAGCUCUUCAGGCCAUGAAGAUGCAUCCAAGAGAAGUUGCUGUGCAGAAACAGGCCUGCAUGCUGAUCCGGAACCUGGUCUCCCGGAACCGGGACUUCUCUCAGGCUAUCCUGGAGAUGGGAGCUGAGAAUUUGAUUUUGGAGGCUCGUGCGGUGCACCAGGAUUGUGACGACAUAGCCAAAGCUGCCUUGAGAGACCUUGGCUGUAAAGUGGAGCUCCGAGAGCUGUGGACAGGCCAAAAGGGAAGCCUGGCUCCCUAAACCGCUGCCCCCGAGAGCCCUGGAAGCUUGGGACAUCUCCAUAUGCAGCAUCUACAGGCAAACGUGGCGUCAAAUAAUCUGCACUUAAAACUAGCCCCGAGCAGCUGAAGAGAAUUCCUGGCCUGUGAGGCUCUCGUGGUGUGGGCUGUGCUACGCAGGGACAUCUAAGCUGUUGCUGAGAUGGCUUUGUCUGUGUAUAUAGGUUACAGAUACACAGAACUUGUUGUGAUGAUCUACUCUCUCUACAACCUGAUGCCUGGGAAAGACCUACUUUUCCCCUCCCCUCCCCCCCGCGUUGCUGUGUUACUUAUUUAUUGCAUGGGCUGUUCCUAUGUGUGUCUGUCCAUGUUGUGAUCCAAAGUAGAUCUCUUCCUGCAGCAGUUUGGCAUCUACCAUUUUAACCAGCCUUGUCCUGCCUCCUGACCCCUACUCUGUGCCACUGUGGCUAGCCAUCCCAAAGGCUAUGUGGGAGAGAUGACACCAAUAUAGUGAAUGUCCCGUCCUAUCCCAGUGCUGUUACUAGCAGGCUGGGCAGCGUCUCACUGUGUUGGCUGUAUCCAUUUCCGUCCGAUACAGCAUUUUAAACAAAUGCAAAGUAUUGGCUGGAAACGUCAUGGCCCGGUGUGUCAUGUUUUAUAAUCGCUGAGCUUCCAGAAAUAAAUGUAAGAUGAUAGGAUUGUUCCAAAUGAUAGGUGUGAGAGAGAGCUUUGGGGGCAGGGAAAAAAUAGCUUGGUGUGCCACAGUGUUGUGCCUCCAGAGAGCCAGCCACAUUUAGAGGCCUGUGCUGGGAGCACCAGACAUACUGUCUCAGAACCAAGACUAUUGUAUCGUAGUUGCUUGCUCUGAUCAACAGGCCAUGGCUCCCCUUGGAGCAGGAAGACGCUAUAUUUGGAGGAAAAAGAGGUGGAAGGAUAGGGCAGUCUGAAAUCUCUUGACCUCCCUUAUACAUAGGCUAAAUAGCCCCCUCCUGAGCCACGAGAAAGCAUUUUUGUGAAUGUCGUCAGUCCUCUAACUGUCUGUGGUUUACUGUUCUGUUCUAGCUGUUAGCCUCCAUGCUCUGUUCUAUUGCCAUUUGCUUCAUUGUUGAGUGACGAAAUUCAUAUUAUAAGAAACAUAAAGGGUGCUUGGCACCAGACAAGCCGAUUUGUAAAGGGGGGAGGGUGGAAAAGGUGACUAAUGCUUUUGGACAUUUUAAACUGAUUAUGCCAAGUAUGUAAGUAAAUGCAGCUGUGUGGUGUCUGCCUGUAAGGGAGCAAAAGCCUUGACAGCUUUGAAAACCCCACAGGCACUAAUUCCAUGUGUAGUAUGUGUUUGCAAUAAGCUGCCUACAUCCCUUUCUCAGUUGCUUUUUCUGGCGAAAGCUGCAUCCAUCUGUCUGUGUCUCUGCAAUCUCAGUUCAAUAAACCAUGUCAGGCUGCACUUG